GUUUUUUCACUGUCGUCGUUUUUAAGCUCGUUAUAAAUCAAACAACUGAAAAAUGUUUGUUUUCUUUCAGUCACUGAAGAGUUUCUCACGUCUUAAAGCUCUUCUUCUCUCAUUUGUCAUGUUUUUUGUUUCUUACCUGCCCGAACGCAGCGCUGCAGAAACACAGCAGAGCCGCGGCAAACAGCCCCACUGCGCUGCUCAUCAUGCACGUUGGUGACCGCUUUCUGCAAACCACAGAAAAAGAUAAUUAUCAGGAUUUUCACCUCACAAACCAAGCUUCUCCAGUCGAAUUGCUCCAAAGCUGGCAGACAGUGAAAAUCCCGACUCCUCUCUCGCGUUUCCAGAUGAUGACACAAAGGGCACAAAGGACACACACACACAGGACAAUGCCCGCCUCGCUCAGUUAGUAAAAGAGGAGUAAAUGUUUGCUCUUCUGUUUGCCCUCCCACAUGUCCAGUCAAUACAUCAGUCCAUUUCAGAGGCAAAGGCAACGGAAGCAAGACGCCAAACUUCCUCUCAUUACGCUCUGAAUCAGACAUAAAGUCACGUCUAAAAACACAGAUUUGAAUUUGUCUGUGACGUUUGUGUUUACAGGAUCGCUGCGGUUUUUGAGUCGGUUUUACUUGCAACUUUGUCCUCGUCGACCUUUAACCCCAGCCACUCUGAUUUCCCCACCAACUAUCCGUCAAACAAGGAGAGCUCCCACCACCAAGAUCAACAGAUUACGAAAUCUUUUCUGUGGAUCUGCCCCCAGUUUGCCUGUUUACAGUUCAUAAGUCCCUUCUGCACCAUUUAGAUUUAAAACAUACUGUGAAGUAUAAGAUUACUGGGAAAUGUGGUAAAUUAAAGGAGCUUAAUUCUUCUGAAGAAGUUCUAGUUGGGAUUUAAGAUGCUGCAGAAUCUGAUUUUUGGUUUUAUUUUUGGUGUGAUUCAAAAAACAAAGAUUUCUUUGUAUUCCUCCAUGUCUGGUGUGUUUGAGAUGUUUAAAAAGAUAUAAUUUAAAGCUUACACUGCAAAACACAAACUUUUAACAAGUAUUUUUGGUCUAGUUUCUAGAGCAAAUGUCUGAAAUAAUACAACACUAACCCGUUGUGGCCAGCAGCAAAAGAAUCACGUCUCAGAGCGUUAUUUGUUUACCUAUAUAUUUAAGAGUUUAGCAUCUUUCAGUUCUCCAACAGUUUCUACUUUUAUUUUCUGUGAUUUAAGCAUUAUGCAUUGGGGCUUUUUAGUGUGUGUGAGCAUUUUAGAGUUUCUUUCAGCUCCUGUACUAUUUCCCUUAAAUUUAAUCAGCAUUUUAACAUCAUUUUGUAGGUAUUCAAGUUUUAUUGAUUGUUUGGAACAUUUAAGUUGGACAAAAAACCAAAAGUAGAAUAAAUAUGGUACUUUUAAGUAUAUUAUUAAGUUAAAUCUGACAAAAGAAAUCAAACAAGAACCAACUUUCUCUUCAUACAACAAGCUGAUGCUUUCUGUCUCUUGCCUCUCUAACGAGGAGAGUUUGCUAAGCCCAUUUAAAGACAAAGGGAAAACCGGCGUUAAAUUUGACAUGUUUAUUUUUACCGUUUAUUGAGUUCACGUUCACACCUUGCAUUACAAUUUCUCAUCCAUAAUUUACUCAUUAAAUGGAAAAUUCAGAUGAUGCAGACACACCUUUCAACUGACUUUGUGCUUCUGCGGUCUCUCUUCUUAAGCCUCAUAAGUGUUGAGCUGCUCUCGCAUUUACGAAGCAAACCACAGCUGCACUUCCUAUCUGUCUCCUAUCUACCGUCACAUUUCUUCUCUAACCAUGCAGCUAAAUUUCCAUAUGAGCAUUCAGGUCAUUUUUCUUUUAAUUGCUUUUCUUCCAGGUCUCCACCUACAGAGGAACAGCAGCACUAAGGAGAUUUUCUGCAGGCCUGUUCUUCAACAGAAAGAAACCAUUCCCACACCUGGAAGCUACAUGGUGAGAAAUCAAGCUGGGCAGCCGUGCAUUAAAGCCAACAUGGGAGCAGAGUAUGUUGUUAUCGAAAACAAGACAAACUGGUAUUUCAGCAUUGAUCCGUCCAGGGUUGUGUUGAAAGGUGAAUGCAGCAAAGACGAAGCUCUUCUCUCCCUCAGGCUGCCGGAUAAUUCUGCACGUCUGGAAUUCACCUUCAGAAAAGAUAAACACAAUUUCUACGUCAUCAAACUGGAGGCUCAAUUGUUCCCUCUCCCUGUUUGCAAAGGAUGCCCGAAUAAAACAUAUUCUGGGUUUCUGUCUAACCAGAUGCUUUUCAAAGCAGCAAAUGACAAAAGUUUCAAGUGUGCAUCAGAGUCCCUCCUUUCGGUUUCCUCUGAGCUGCGGAUCAAGUUGGUUUAUCUGCAGAUGCAGGCCUUCAGUGUUCCUGAUGGGCAGUUCAGAGAAGAGGUUGAGUGCUGGGCUGAUUUUAAUCACAGAGCGGUUCCCGUCAUCAUCGGGUCCAUAGCAACUGGAAUCAUCCUGAGCGUCGUGCUGAGCUUCCUGUUCAUCAGAGAUCGCCACGCAGCAGGAUAUGAGAGGCUCUGAACUUAAUGUUUCACUUUUUGAACUCUCUAAAUGUAUAAAAUGUAAACAAAAACCUUUACAGUUUUGUUUUAAAUCAGUGUUUAUGUUUCUGUCACUCAAGUAUUUUUAUUUAUUGUUGUUGCUCAAUUUCAACGAGCAGAUAUUGCCUCAUGUAAAGCAUAUUAUUGCAUUUUUUUUCAACUCACCUUUUGAAUAAAAGGAAAACUUUAUAUAAGAACAUUAAACUGAAAGCCAAAUUCA
Molecule: messenger RNA, 2761 nt
Organism: Poeciliopsis prolifica (blackstripe livebearer)
Lineage: Eukaryota; Metazoa; Chordata; Actinopteri; Cyprinodontiformes; Poeciliidae
Gene: lamp3
Product: lysosomal associated membrane protein 3
Exons: 7
Coding region: 1784-2521 (245 amino acids)
Cellular component (GO): membrane
Source: RefSeq, a predicted model, not a curated record